AAAAGACGAUCACUCGUGCAAACAAUGCUUGCAUGGGGCAAAUUGGCCCCAUGGGGUCCGAGGGGCACCCCAUGGAAGGGGCCUCGAACCGAUUGGGGGCCCCUUGCCCCAUCCGUUCACAAGCGCCAAACCUUAAAACACAAGGAGUACUCCCCAGGGGAUUCCCGAUGGCCGGAGGGGCUGGGUCGCCCCAUGGGGAUUUCGGAUCGCCCCCUUCCGCCGGCCCCUCUUUCGAAUUGGGGACCCCUUGCCCCACUUCGUGAGGUUGCCAUUUCAUACCCUUGAGGUAGCCAUUUCUGCCCUUAAACACUUAGAAAUAUUUCAGGGAAAAUAACAGGUAGCCAUUUCGGCCCUCAUAGGUUAAAAUAGUAAACAAUGUAACCAAAUUUGCCUUCUAAGUAACCUCGGAAGCCCGCUAGGUAACCAGAAUUGCUCCUUGAGUAGCCGAUUGACCUUCAAAAUUUAAACGUUAUUUCCACCCUUUUUUCAAGGGGUCAUAUAUCCUAAACGGAAGUACUUGGCAACGCCAUCUUUUCAGCCGAUUUUCACCGGGGUGGAGUCUAUCGACUUUGUAAUGGUCAACUUCGAAUGAGGUAAAAUGAGAGACAUUCAUUCUAUGCAAAAAGUCUCUUUUUGGGCCGAUUUGCAAGAGCGAUAUCUCAGUACCGGAAGUAGGUAGGAACUCCAUCUUUGCAACAUAUUGUCCCCUUAGGACGGACAGUAAAUGCUGUGCAGGACAAUUUUUAAUGGGAAAAACAUUACUCUAAAUAUUUCGGAGAUGGCAAUGUUUACCCUUUUUAUAGGGGUGAUAUCUCAGCACCGGAAGUACUGACCGAUCCCAUCUUUUCCGCCUAUUUCCACCUCAUCACUCUAUCUAAUGUGUAAAGGACGUCUUUUCAGUGUUAGAAACGAACGAGUUAUUAUCCUUCCAAUAAAGUGCAGUUCAUGACUUUUUUUCCGGAAAAUUUGCAAAAUUUCAAUUGCUCAUAUCUCUGCACCCGAAGUAAAAUAAUUGCUUUUUUUUUUUUUUUUUAUAAAAUAAUGAUCGGCUUGGAAACUACUAUCGACCAUGUGAAGGGGACGAAAAAGCAAUGCGUUUUGGGGGGUCUACGACGUCGUUUAAAAAAAAAUCAUUUUUCCACAAAAAAAAAAAAACGAUUUGCCUUCUUUCCCAUAUCUCUUGCUUUUGGGGUUUUUUAAAUUAUUUUUUCAUGCUCUUAAAUUAUAGUUCGAACUAGUUUUCAUAAGUAUUUGGGUUGUUUUGGGGUGUUUUGGGUGAUUUUUGUUGGUUAGGGUUAGGGUUAGACUGACGGUGUAACCGAGAGCUAUAUAAGGCGGGGAAAAGCACACUUCAGUCAUUUGGCGUUCGGCAGGCAAGAUGAACACAUCCACUGAUCUCGACGAAACCGUUGAAUAUAACAUGGAGGAUAGCUUGAAGGCUCAGGCACCGCCCCCAGAGUCACCGUCUGCCUCUUCGGAUUCCUCCUCCGCAUUGAAGCCGCCUACAUCUUUUCCAGAGUUUUCCGAUUCCUCCUCUUCUACCAGGCCAGAGUCGCCAGCCAGCACAAGGAGAGCCUCUUCCUCUUCGGAGUUCUCCUCCUCCGACGAGUCCGAGGAUGCGAGGGAUCGCUCGUGUGGGAUUUUGAAGGGCCCAUACCACGUCGUGACCCUGCCUUCCGCAUCCCGGACCAGGACACCCUCUUCGUCUUCGGAGUCCUCCUCCUCAUCUUCGUCGGAGUCCCAGCCCGAGGCUGAGCCUGCCACAUCGGUACGAGAGCCAACCCAACACCAACCUCGACCGAGACAGCGCCAGAGGCCCCCAGUGCGGGUACGACCAACUUGCCGAUGCACGAAGUGUCACGCAGUCGUCGUGAACUUGCCGCGUCACUAGCGGCAAGUUCACAAGAGGGAGCCGCCAGCCAGGCCCACCGCCAUGAAGAGUCAGGGAGGCCACGUCUAUCGAGAGUGCCCGGUUGGAGGGUGCCACAAGGCUGUGGCACGCCUGGGUCAGCACCUCACAGCGGUACAUAAGAUACCGACAGGAACCAUGCGAAAGCAACUGGUCCAGAGGUUGCGGACCUUCACCGCCUUUUACACGGACGGACAGCCGCAGAUAUGGCCACCUCUGGAUCCAGAGAGGGCCAACACGCAGGGCAGGUAGGAAAUCUUUCUGCUAUAUUUUCUUCUUGUCAUCUCUUAUUGGUCCUGGUGCAAAGGGGGGAGGCUUAUUCUGAUGUUGAUUGUACAUCCAGGACAUGGUAAGGUCACUCUUCUUUUUUUCUGUUAUAGGAAAACCAGAUUGGAGCGGCUGAUGGAUCCACCCUCCUCCUCAUCAUAUUACUCCUCCUCCUCCUCCUUGUCGACGGACUCCUCCCCUGAGCGCCAGCCUGUAACCCUAACCCUGGGGAAGAGGAAGAGGGACUCCCUCUCGAGGCCCAGAAAGAGGUUGAGGUUCACCUCGAUACCAGCAAAGACAAGGUAA
This is a messenger RNA of Ostrea edulis (European flat oyster), 2482 nucleotides long. RefSeq names its product osteocalcin 2-like. The transcript has a single exon. The coding region runs from base 1379 to 1891 and encodes 170 amino acids. NCBI's taxonomy places the organism in Eukaryota, Metazoa, Mollusca, Bivalvia, Ostreida, Ostreidae. The record is from RefSeq and is a predicted model, not a curated record.